AUGUCUGACGCGAAGCCUGUCGAGACCCCGGUCGCCGAGCCGGUCGCCGCUGAGGCUCCCAUCGACACUCCCGCCGCCGUCGAGGCUGCCCCCGCCGAGGAGGCAAAGACGGAGGAGGCUCCUGCCACCACCGAGGCGCCCGCCGCUGAGGCCGCUGCUGAGGCCGCUGAGCCCGCCGCCGCCACCACCGAGGAGACCACCGCCCUCCCCAAGGAGGAGAAGACCGCCGAGGGCGAGGUCAAGAUCACCGCUGAGCCCGUCUACUCUGGCGCCCUCGGCUACAAGGCCCCUGGUCUGAUCAAGGGCCUUACUUUCUCCAAGAAGUACUUCUGGUUCGGCGAGGAGGAGGCCGUCCCCAAGGACAGCCUGAACGGCUUCCUCCGCGGCGAGAAGGGCGAGCACGGCCACUCUGCCGUCGCCUGGGCCAGCAAGACGGGCAAGGGCCUGCUUUUCUUCGCCAAGCACGCUGACCAGAAGGCCACCCCUGAGGGUGUCCUGAAGCUGGCCGACGCCACUGAGGUCGCCAAGGAGGGCAACAAGGUUUUCUCCUUCAAGCUCCACGGCCACAAGCACUCUUUCGAGGCCACCAACGCCACCGAGCGCGACGGCUGGGUUGUCGCCCUUGAGAAGACCGUUGAGGAGGCCAAGGAGGCCACCGAGGCCGUCACCGCCAGCGAGGAGUACAAGGAGACCUUCGAGAAGCUCGGCAAGCCCGCCGCUCCCGCUGCCGCCGCUAAGGCUGAGGAGACCGCCCCCAAGAAGAGCACCGAGGUUAAGCCUGAGGGCGAGGAGCGCCGCGGCUCUUCCUCCUCCAGCUCCGGCGAGGAUGCUGAUGGCAAGAAGAAGAAGAGCAAGAAGACCAAGUCCCGCUCUCAGUCCCGCAAGAGGGCCUCCGUUUUCGGCGGUCUUCUCGGCAAGAAGGAGCACGAGAAGAAGGAGGUGAAGAAGGAGGAGACCAAGGAGGAGGAGGCCAAGAAGGAGGGCGAGGAGGCUGAGGAGCCCAAGGCUGAGGCUGCUACUGAGGCCCCUGCUGCUGAGGCUGCCGCUGAGGCUGCCGCUCCCGCUGAGGAGGCUAAGCCCGCCGAGGGUGAGGCCAAGCCUGAAGAGGCCAAGGUCGAGGAGGCCAAGCCCACGCCCAAGGCCAACAAGCGCACUUCCAUCUUCGGUGGUUUCUUCGAGAAGGUUCGCAGCCCUACCGUUGAGAAGAAGGAGUCUGAGGCCGCUCCCGUCGUUCCCCCCAAGGACGGCGAGGCCGCCCCCGCUGCCAACGAGGAGGCCGUCAAGGCUCUCGAGGGCGAGGAGGCCAAGCCCGCUGAGGAGGCUCCCAAGACCGCUGAUGGCGAGGCUCCCGCUGCUGCCACCGCCACCACUCCCGCUAAGGAGAAGGGCGGUUUCUUCAGCAAGUUCGCCAAGGCCAAGUCUCCGGCCACCACCCCCGCCGCCACCGAGGCUCCCAAGGAGGAGGCCAAGCCCGUCGAGGGUGAGGCCGCUCCCGCCGCUGAGGGCGAGGCUGCUGGCACCUCGGCCACUGCCGCCGCCGCUCCCGCUGCCCCCGAGUUGAGCAAGGAGAAGCGCCGCACCUCUUUCUUCGGCAACUUCGGUGCCAAGAACAACGCCACUGAGGGCGAGACUGAGGGCGAGAAGAAGCGUGGUCUCGGCGGUCUGUUCCGCAACCCCAGCAAGGCUGCCAAGGACAAGAAGGAGAAGAAGGAGCCCACGACCCCCGCCAAGGUCGAGGAGGAGGCUGAGAACAAGGCCGAGGAGACGCCCGCCACCGAGGAGGCCAAGCCGGAGGGCGAGGAGGAGAAGAAGGAGGACGAGGAGAACAAGGCCGCCAUUGGCGAUGUCGUCCCUGACGCGGUUGCCGUUGGCCAGUCCUCGACUCCCGCUGUCCAGGCCACUGCGUAA
Molecule: messenger RNA, 1908 nt
Organism: Diplodia corticola
Lineage: Eukaryota; Fungi; Ascomycota; Dothideomycetes; Botryosphaeriales; Botryosphaeriaceae
Product: immunogenic protein
Exons: 5
Coding region: 1-1908 (635 amino acids)
Source: RefSeq, a predicted model, not a curated record